AUGGCGAGCUCACGCGUCCUCCUGCUGUCGCUCCUCAUUGUGCUGGUCUCCGCGCAAUUCGCUUACGGGCAGAUUCGUCUGAACUCGUGCAUGCCCAAGGACAAGUGCCCGGACAGAAAGAGCAAGCUCUGCGGCCUCUAUGCCACAUGCAGGACCCUCCGUAGCGCUCUCCCCGAUAACUACCUCUGCGACGAAUGCGCUGCUUAUGACCUAAAGAAGAUGCCUGCUAGCUCCUGCAACUACACAACCGGUCGCUGCCUCGCCAAUAAGAUUGCUGGCAAGUCCUGCACUGCUAAGAUGUUCAACUCGGUAUGCGACAAAAAGGAACCCGCCUUCUCGUGCCAGAAGGUCGAGGGCGUUCCCGUCACCAAGAAGACCCCCCAGGCGUACCGCUGCUGCAGGAGCACUUGCCCUCCUGGCCUGUGCGGCAAGGGUUCGAAGCCCAUCCAGUGGAGGAACCAGUGCAAUGUUCUUAUCGACUGCCCCUCUGCAUGCGCUCCUCGUGCUGCGAACGCUGUCCAGGUUUUCUAUUUGUAA
Messenger RNA from Closterium sp. Yama58-4, 537 nucleotides. The record is from the annotation of a GenBank genome assembly. NCBI's taxonomy places the organism in Eukaryota, Viridiplantae, Streptophyta, Zygnematophyceae, Desmidiales, Closteriaceae.